Schistosoma mattheei is the source of this 2340-nucleotide messenger RNA. The record is from the annotation of a GenBank genome assembly. Lineage: Eukaryota; Metazoa; Platyhelminthes; Trematoda; Strigeidida; Schistosomatidae.
AUGCAGUCAAAUGUAUGCCCCACAGAAAAACAAGAUGCAGUUCAUGACGAUCCUGUGGAAUCUCCAGAUUUAGUUACUUCGAAUUCGACAACAAACUUAACAUUGUCAUCAUUGCGCACGUCAGAUCUCAGAAAUUCAGAAUCAAUUAAUGGCUUGUCAGUUACUACAUCAACGUCAAAUGCUGAGUUAGAUCUAAGAGAUCUUGGGAAACAAUUAUCAAUUGGUGUUACACGUGAGAUGGCACGUGAAAUUAAACUGGUAACUAUUUAUUUGUCUUUGGGUUGUCCAGACCGUAUACGUUUUGAAUAUCAGUUUUUCUGCACUAAUGAUAAAGGAUUACAGAAACCAUUGAAUUCAUCGUACUCCGACUUACUAAUAUGUCCACCAUUAGAUCCAGAUGGAGACGGUAUAAGUAAUGGUUUAAGGCGUCUUUUACAUUUGAAUGCCAGUGAUUAUUUACUUCAUCGUGAUUGGGUUUCUCGUCAUCCUAUUCGAAGCAACACGCCAGUCCCUACAUCUUGUCAUUCUUCUCAAGCUAUUCCUAGCGUUAACAUCUCAACAGUUGCUACAGUCACGGCAACUCAAAGCUGCACAUCAACAUUAUUACCAAAAACAUUAACUGGAAGUCAUCUUUCACAGAUAUCCGAAUUACCUAUUAUGGUUACAGCUCAACAACCUUCAACAGUGACUACCAGUAUUUCAGCAAAGCAACCGACAGUUAUGAUGUAUUCUCAGCCAAAUACUAUACAGGUUCUUAUUAAUGGACAGCCAUCCAUUUUCCAACUGAAUUCCACCUUUUCAGCUUCAAAUCCAAUUAUUUCUUCAUUAUUAACAACAAAUAGUUUAAUGAAGCCUCCAAUAGCUUCAGUUCAAAGUCCAAAAUUAGUCUUAUUACAACAACCAGUUGGACAAAAAACACAAGUUCCUAUUGUUGAACGACAAUUAGACCAUGAACGACAAGUAACUUCAACUGUAGCAAUAAGUCAAGGACCAUAUAUCCCAUUACUACCGAAACAAUCAGCUGUACCCACUCAAUUCAGUGUAAAAACAUCGACACCAUUAACAGGCACUUUUGUAUCGUCUAGUUCUAUUCCUUCAACGUCCACAUGUAUGAUUGAGAAUGAAAAUAAUUCACCUGUAACUUCAUCGUUAGAAUCGUUAAAGGCAUUUAAUGCACGACGUCGAACUAGUAUUAUAUCACAAGUCAACAAACGUUUAACUGAAAAUUCGAUUCUAACUAAAGAAUUACAAUCAAAACCAUCAACAAUUACAUCUAUUUCAAACAAUUUACCUCCAUCAUACAAUACUUCAGCAAAUCCUUGUACGACUAAAUCUUCAGUUCAAUCACUUCAGGCAAUCGAUAAUCAAACUUUGACAACAAUCAAAGGUGAUGAAGCAUCUGUUAAUAAUAUACAUUCUAAAUCAAUAACACUUUCAACACCAUCAAAUUCUAAUAAUUUAUGGUCAUCCAUUAAUGUAUCGAAUAAUGAACCGAUGGUAACAACAUCAAUUGUUUUCAAUGAUCAGUUACCUCAAGUUCAUAGCAUAUCGAGCUUAUUAUCAUCUUCACCAAAUUUAUCAUCAUUACAAUCUAAUAAUGUAAUGUCUUUUAUUUCAUUAUCUAAAAAUUCUUCUAAUACAGAUGUUAAUAUGGAUGAUCUAUUGUUAGUCUCAACAGAGACAAAUCAAUGCUCUAUGUCAUCAUCAUCGUUCAGUAAUGAUACACUGGCAUCCCUGUUAAAUACACUAUGUCCACGUUGUCCUUUAUCUUCUACUCAUGAUAAUCAAAAUAUAUUAACUGAAUCAUCUGCUCGACCUACUGAUAGUACUCUAUCUCCAUUAAAUGAAUUAUCAACGCCAGAUUUACAUAAAACAACAUUCUCUACACCUACAACUAAUGAUGUAAAUGUUUCACUUAAAAUAGAAGAGAAUGCUGAAAAAUCAUUUGACUUUAGAACAGUUGAUUCUGUUUGUAGUUAUCCACCAGUUUCUCCAUCGAUUGGUGAUAUUUCAUUUACUGAUUCAAUGGCUGCUGCUGUAAUGGAUGUACACCAUAUGGAGUUAGAUCAUUCUGAUGGAGAGCAGAGUACCGAUGUUCACUCUGAACCGUUAAAUCUUAUAGCUUCAAAUCUUAUUAUUCAACCUGAUAUUUAUCCAAUAAGACCGUCAUAUGAAUCUCUUGUGGAACAUGAUGAUAUUAAAACUAGAGGUAUUAGUAGAUCUGAAUAUAAUUGCAUAACAAAUGUUGAAGUAUUCCUUCGAAUGAAUACACCACAAUCCAGAAGAAAUUCAGUUGGUCUCAAUUCAACGUUGCAAAUUCCGACUACUUCAUCUAGUUGA